AGCGCGCAGCGGGAGGAAGCCAAGGCCGGCCCCAGCCCUCGGUCUCCGAACAAAGAAGGACCCGAGAUGGGCAACAGCCUGAAAGCCGUUGUGGCUUUUGUACCCUCCGAUGAGUGCCAGAAGUACCUCCUGGAGGACCUGGAGGAGAUGCCCGUGGACAAAAUGGUGGACCUGAGCGGCAGGCAGCUGCGGAGGCUGCCCCUGCACAUCUGCUCCUUCAGGGAACUGGUCAAGCUGUACCUGAGCAACAACAACCUGACACAACUCCCUCCUGAGCUGGAGCAGCUGCAGAACCUGCAGAUUCUGGCACUGGACUUCAACAACUUCCGAGCGCUGCCGCUGGCCGUGUGCACGCUGAAGCAGCUCUGCAUCCUCUACCUGGGCAACAACAAGCUCUGCAGCCUGCCUCUCGAGCUGCGGCUCCUGCAGAACCUCAGGACCCUCUGGAUCGAAUCCAACUGCCUGCAGCAGCUGCCCGAGGUGGUGUGUGAGCUCAGCCUGCUCAAGACGCUGCACGCCGGCUCCAACGCGCUGCGCACGCUGCCCACCCGCCUGCGGGGCCUGUGCGAGCUGCGCUCCAUCUGGCUCUCGGGCAACUUGCUGGCCGAGUUCCCCUCCGUGCUCCUGCACAUGCCUUCUCUGGAGGUGAUCGACGUGGACCGCAAUGCCAUCCGCUACUUCCCCAGCCUGGCCCACCUGGCCAGCCUCAAGCUGGUGAUCUACGACCACAACCCCUGCCGCAACGCCCCCAAGGUGGCCAAGGGGGUGCGCAGGGUGGGGAGGUGGUCGGAGGAGAGCCCCGAGCCCCGCAAGCGCUCCGGGGCUGUGAUUGAAAUCUCGCUCAGUGAGAGACCGUUGCCACCUCCCGCCAGCAAAGCUGAGCCAGAAGCUGAGGCCUGCUGAUCUCUGCCGGCCCACAGCACGACAGAGGAAGCAACACACAGCGGAGAGCUCUGUUCUUACAGCUGCCCUCUUCUUCCCGGACGAUCUGUGACCGCUGUGGUUUUGAUGUUGUCAAGUAGCAGUUAGAAUGAUGGUGAGGGCAGCUGGAUGCGGUUCUGCUGGUUCUUGUGCCUGUAAGGUCUGCCUUAGGGGCAGCUGCGUGUGCCGAGGUUUGAUGCAGUAGCAAAGAAAACCAAAGCCCUGGCUAAAAUGGGAGAACCACAGCUGCAGCAGAGGGAACCCCACAUGUGGAACCAGAGGGCUGGGAGCCCACCUCUCCAGGCUCACACAGGAGCUGUAGCUGAGGCAAGCCUACUGACUGUCCAGCCGGGUAUGGCUCCAGCUUGCCAAACUCAGACCUCAUCAGAUUCCCCUGGAAACACACAGAAUUUCUAUUUUCUAACGCGUGUUUUGCUUUGAUUGUAUAGCACAGAACAGUUCAACGUGACUUGACGUGUAGCUUUUGAUUCCACAGCUGUUUACUGGAAGAGAAGCCCUCUGCCACAGGGCGGGCAGCCCUCGGUGCUGCAGGGCAGCCACGUCCCUCUCCCCAUCUCUGCUGUGGUCAGAGCCACCUUCCCAGCACAGCAGGCAGCAGUGACGGCUGGCUGCCCCUGAAACCUUGGAGCCAGUGCUGCUUUGUGACUGCCUAAUGUCAUUCUAGAAAAAUUCUCUGAAAAUAUAUAGGCUGUGUUCACACUUGCUGGCUUGUUAAAUGAAGUCUGCAUUUGGAUCUGGCUGGCACCUACAUAAGUGUACUUGCUAUAUUCGUUACAUUAAAUAAAGCGCUGCAGUCUCGCUGAACUAUCUUACUUUGUAACUAAGUGAAUCCUUCCCUUUCCC
Messenger RNA from Gallus gallus (chicken), 1785 nucleotides. It is a transcript of the gene LRRC10, whose product is annotated as leucine rich repeat containing 10. The transcript has a single exon. Bases 67 to 903 code for a protein of 278 amino acids. NCBI's taxonomy places the organism in Eukaryota, Metazoa, Chordata, Aves, Galliformes, Phasianidae. Gene Ontology annotation, molecular function: protein binding. The record is from RefSeq and is a predicted model, not a curated record.